Messenger RNA from Cherax quadricarinatus, 1733 nucleotides. The record is from RefSeq and is a predicted model, not a curated record. Lineage: Eukaryota; Metazoa; Arthropoda; Malacostraca; Decapoda; Parastacidae.
AUGUCCCAUCUCUCUCUCCCGCCAGUAGAUGCGUGUGAGAACAGCGAAGACGCCCUUCCGAAAUCCCUGGAGGACUUAGCCAAAGCCCUUGGUGCCUUGGUAGCGGAGCCCAGCAGCAACGGGCUACAACGGGAUGUCACCUGUGCUGCUCACAGAACACUCACUGCCUUUUCUCAGGUGGUACGUGGAAGCAGCCAGCUAAGCAGCAAUGAACGGGAGGAGGUAAAGUCGCUCCUGCGCCAUCUGAAUGACGAAAAGAUGAAGGAGGUGGCAACCAUUCUGUCUAAGAGCGAAGAUAUUAACACAGCCAAGAUGGUUGAGCUGGAAAAAGAGCUGGAGCAGCUGGAAGGCCGCAAGAGGCAGCUACAAGAAUCUCUCAGGCAAACUGAUGUCGCUGCUGGAGCUCCUGCUGAUGCUGCAGUUGCAGCUGCUGCGCCUGUCGCCCCGGCCUAAGGCAGAGCUAUGGAAGAGGCUGCGUGCGCCACCAUCCUUGACGACUAUAUUUUCGAGAAUCUAUGAACGGGUAUGUCACUGCUGAGUUACCUGGUCGAAACCAAGAUUCACAAGAUGUACUGUGAUGUACAAGUAAUCAUUGCUUUAGAUGAAGAAUAAAAUGCACUAUUAGUGAUGAAUAUAUAUCAGAGGAAAGAAAAGCAGGAACAAAGAAUUAAACUGGAGAGAGAAAACGGAGAGGGAGAGAGAGAGAGAGAGAGAGAGAGAGAGAGAGAGAGAGAGAGAGAGAGAGAGAGAGAGAGAGGAGAGGAGUGUAUGUGUGUUGUUUUAGAUAAAAUUAUGCAAAAUAUCAAAGUCUGUGAAGGCAGAGGAGAAAGUCAGUAUGUGAAACUCAAUUCUGGACAUUCCAGCCAAAAUUUCCCUUGUAUAGAAUGUAUUCAUAACGUAUUUUUUAUAAAAAAAAAAGUAUUAGCCUAAAUUAAAGGACAUAUCUUACAAUAUUAAUUAUAGCAAAGUAUAUAAUACUGUGAAUGUUUCUUUGAUGAACAUCAAGAAGAUUUCGCAUCAGUAUUCCACAUGUCAUUGUAAAUCACAAAAUGCUUUUGUACUGUGGUGACAUAAGAUGAUUUCAAAAUGUAUUAUAUUUUGGGUUAGAUUAGGUUAACAUAAAUUAACCAGAUUUAGCCAAUUAUAAAAUUAUUAUAAAAUAACACAAAUGUUAAAAUGCAUUACGGUGAGAAUAUGUUCUAACAGAAUAGAAAUUGAGAAGCCACAGAGAAGAAUUUUUGCUUUUGUAUCAAAUCUGCUUUUUCGACUGUCUUAAAUAAUAUUAAAAAGAAAGCGAUGUUUUGUUAGCGGGUUAAUAUAUAUAAUCGAGUGUCUGAAUUGUUGUUAAAUGAGAUGGCAACAAAUUGUUAGCGUUUGUGAUUCCAUAUUGUCACUGGACGGCGUAACAAGUGCGUUCUCAGUUUCUCUCAUCAGUAACUUCAAGUACACGUGUGUGUGGGCUGGUGUGUUCUGCUUCUGUCAUCCACAUGGCAUGGAGUGCAAAAUUUAAGAGGAAACGAAUUUUAUCAGAAUAUGCAUAUUACGAAGCAUUCCAAGAUGAUGAUAAUAAUGUUUUUAUUGUGCAGAAGUAAAUGGUGGAAUAAAUAUAUUAUUUUCAAACUUAAUUGUGUGUUGAUACCAUAUAAAACAAAUAACAUGUUUGUCAAUAACCUUGAGGACUGAUACAUCCCAUUCCUGUGAUGCACUUACUAUGGAUCAUGCUGCUGCUUAUA